This is a messenger RNA of Lethenteron reissneri (Far Eastern brook lamprey), 3004 nucleotides long. RefSeq names its product CD166 antigen-like. Gene Ontology annotation, cellular component: cell-cell junction; plasma membrane. The record is from RefSeq and is a predicted model, not a curated record. Gene Ontology annotation, biological process: cell-cell adhesion. NCBI's taxonomy places the organism in Eukaryota, Metazoa, Chordata, Hyperoartia, Petromyzontiformes, Petromyzontidae. Gene Ontology annotation, molecular function: cell adhesion molecule binding.
AGCCCGCGUCACGAUACCUCCCACACGUCUAUUGACAUCGCUGCCAAGCCUACAUCCCGAGCCCGGAUAGGCAGCGUAUCCAGCCAGCAAUCUCGCACACACACACACGCACUCCACACCCAACACCAUCGCACACAUCCCAGUCGUGCCGAGCCCACGCACACACACGCGCGCGCACACACUUAGAUUAUUUCGCUCGCUGGCCGCGUCGUUCACUUUGGUGGGGCCCCAACGUGGCCGCGCCACCGCGUGGGUGACACCCAGCACGGAGCAUGAGAGACAGCUGAGAGAGAGAGAGACACAGGGACAGACACCAAGCCACCAAGGAUGGGAGUUCACGAGGCCGAGCUCUUGCUACUGCUGAUUUUCACCUUCCCAGCAAAGCCACAGACGUGUUGAGGAACUAGCAAGUUAAGGACAAAAAAAGAGUCCAAUUCCAAAAAACGACCUGCGCUGACUGACCUUCAGCCACUCGAAUCGCCACUGCGGUGACAUCAGCUGCACGGGGCGUGCUCUGCCCUGAGCCCUAGGCUGCUGCUGCUGUGCAUGCACUCAAGACGAUGGGGUUCGGCAUCUUGUGCAAAGUCAUUUUGUCGGCUCUCCUGUGCCUCUGCUUUUGCCCUGGAGGAACUCAGUCGGCACUGAGGGUGAUCGUCCCUUCUCCGGUGACGGUGGAGUUGGGGAGCGAUAUCAUCAUCCCGUGCUCAUACGAGGUGACGGACGGCAGCUCUGCCACCUCGUCCUCCUCACCCGUCACUUUGCAGUGGCUCUACGAAGAAAAGGGCACGGACGGACGGACCAGCCCUCAACGUAUUCUAUAUAAACAUGGCAGCACCAUCUACCACGAUAACAACGUCCACUACUACGGGCGCGUGGACGUGUCCGCCGACCUCACGCUGACCGUUCGCCAGGCGCGCCUGGAGGACGCUCGCACGUUCACGUGCGAGGUCGUGAGCCCGCACGGCACCAACGAGGCCCACACCACGGUCAACGUCUUCGGUAAACCGACACUUCCGAAAAUAACAGCAAACAGCCUUCCCAUUCUUGCCAACACGCUUGAGCAGAUUGCCACCUGCACAUCGAGCAACGCGUUCCCGGAGCCUGUCAUCGUGUGGUACAAAGAUGUAGAGAAGAUGGAUAAAUCUGCAGCCGAGACCGAGUCGGCCGUGCAGCCGGACGGCCUCUUCUCCGUCACCUCAAAGUUACGCUCGAGACCUUCCAGGGCCGACCGUGACUCGCUCUACUACUGCGAGCUCCUUCACUGGGCGCCGGGCAAAGGCCCCGGAAUGCCCCCGCAGCAAAAGCUUCUCAAGUCCGCCGCCGUCAACGUCACGGUGCACUAUCCCCCGCAGAGAGUGACACUCGUCGUGGAGCCCGCCACUGUCAAGGAGGGAGACAGCGUCGUCAUGGAGUGCAGCACGGACGGGAACCCGCAGCCCUCUUCCUUCGAGUUCUACAGGGUCUUUGAGAAGGAGGAGAGGCGGGAGCGGCUGACCACGGGCGUGCGGGGAGCGCGGCUCACCGUGCCCGCGGUGCAGCGCUCCGACUCGGGCGUCUACGCCUGCACGCCGACCGUCACGCCGCCCGGCCAACCGGGACCGGGCCUCACCGCCGAUCGCAAGGCCCUCUACGUGCACUUCAUGGGCGAGGUGGCGCCCAGCUCGCGGGCACCCGUGGUGGUGCCGCGGGGGGGCACGCUGGCCGUGUGGUGCACCGCCGAGGCGUCCACGACCCUCGUGUGCACCUGGGUCAAGAACGACCAGGUGCUACUCAAGGGCUUCAAGCUGAGGAAGCAGAACGUGGGCUACACGGACAUGGGCGUGUACACGUGCGUGUGCACGCUGGAGGAGGUGCCGGACCUGAGCCGCAACAGCUCCGUGCAAGUGCUUGUGGAAGGUCCCCCAGCGCUGCAGGGACAGCCGAGCACGUGCGUUGAUGUGAACGAGAGCCUGGAGCUCGCAUGCACCAUGCAGGGCUUUCCCAGGCCCCACGUCAUGUGGAGCAUCACCGGGAGCCAGUCCGAGGAGUGGGAGGAGCAGAAUGCUCUGCUCAUAAGUCGGCUGGCGGUGUCUGGCUUGGAGCCAGCGCAGCAGGAGGUGACAUGCAACGCCAGCAACCGGCUGGGCACGGAGGGGCGACGCUUCACCCUGAGCCGCAGCUGUCAGUACCAAAUCCUCUCAAGCAACAAUUUGCCUCUCGCUGAGUGUAGCAGCUGGCUGCAGAACGCCCUCGUCCUGGCCCUGGCGGUGGGCGGCGCGCUGCUGCUGGCGCUCGUCGUCGUGGUCGUGGUCCUGGUGGUGAAGCUGAAGCGCAGGAGGGGCCGCGCGCCGCCCGACAAGACGCCCAGAACUUCAAACAAUGAAAAGCCUGAACAAGAGCCGCUCAAGAAGGGUUCACUGGUGGACACCACCAAGGUGUGAAGAGGCUGGGAACCAGCCACAGGAUUACUCUCCUUCACAAGCUGCCUUGACACGACAAACGCCUCCACCCACAAUCAGAAUCUUUAUUUAUCCCGGAGGAAUCCAAUGAGCUGUAAAGCUCUUUUUCCACACGUCCCAUAGGGGCGGGCAGGCAGGAUGGGGUGGGUUCAGCGAGUUAUAUCUACAAGCAAUACAAUAGGCAAGAUUGGAGAAAAGGGUUUCAACUCGCUUAAAAUAAAUAUGUAUAUACAUAUAAAUACACGUAAUACCCAACGGGGAGGAGUGCGCGCAGAUGUUUACGGGAUCUUAUGAGAGGUAGAAUUAUGGGAUGAGUCUCCGAGUUGCCUUCUGGCAAAAUAAUAAUAAUUCCUCGUGACUUCCACUUGUGGUUUUUAUUGAAUAUCCAAAAAUGUUGCGGACUUGGAUAAUACACCUGAUGGAUUUAAUUUGUACAGUGUAAAAUAGUACCGUUAGGUUUGUAAAUAUUUUUGUAAAUUAUUGUACAGGUUGACUUGGAAAUGAGAUUGUGUUUUUUGUAAUAUUUAAAUAAUUUGUCAUUUACGAAAUAAAUAAGUAAUAUAUCA